AACCCUCAGCUUUCAUUUAUAAAGCGAGUUAAGUUUGCAGCUCUCCUGGCUAAGUUGAAAAGCUUGUGAACGCCUUAAAUGCUCCAAUGCAACAAAACACAAAGAGCUGCCAGUACUCUUUGUUACGGCCGUUUUAAGCCAGUUUGGGGAUGCUGGAACAUUUGGAUUAGAUGCACCGUUCCAAGACGCGCAGGUCACCUUGCCUAACGGAUGCAGGGAUGGGCGGCUCCCUUCCAGACAAAAACCGGGCAGGGUGGGCGGAGGAUGCCUCAAAACCUAUCCUCGAGCAUUAGCCAAGCUGGGACUCCCUUGAAACCUCUGCGGCUCCAAACUCCUCCAUCCUGUGACCAGGGGAAGGAUGGGAAGCCGGGCUUUCUCCCUUUAUGCUCCCGACGAAUGCAAGCUCGGCAGCUCCUGGGGCCUGGGGUCAGAGUAGCCCUUUCUCCCCUCAGCGUGCGUGGGGUGGGAAGCGGUGGAAGAGGCGGGGAGGGGGCGCCUGUGGUAAGGCGGCAGCAGCAGCAGCCCUGGGGCCCGGGCAAGGAGGAGCAGCGCGAUGUCUGGGAGGGCGGCAGCGAUAGGGGGGUUGUUGCAGGCCCGGGCUGCAGUGACUCCUCCUAGAGGCGGUAUGCGGAGCAGGAGGAAACCCCUUCCACCCCCCCUCAAGAGGAGCCGCCGCCAUCGCCAUUGAAACAUACAAUACGGGAAGAGAGCCGGCGGCUGAGGCGGAGCAAGGAUUUUUCUGUGAUAAUGCUGCACUGACAGUGCAGUAGUCAGAAGAAAAGUUAUAGCAAAUGUUCAAGUUAUCCAGCUUUUAAUGAAUAAUGUGUCAGCUUUAAGAGCUUUUGGAGCAAGGGGUUAAGAAUCACCAGCAAAUUGAAAAGCACAAAGCUGCAAGAUGUCGGGCCGAAGUGGGAAGAAGAAAAUGUCCAAACUCUCGCGCUCAAGCAGGGCAGGUGUUAUUUUCCCUGUGGGGAGAAUGAUGCGCUACUUAAAGAAAGGAACAUACAAGUACCGGAUAGGUGUUGGAGCACCAGUUUACAUGGCAGCCGUCAUAGAGUACCUAGCAGCUGAAAUUCUAGAAUUAGCGGGAAACGCGGCACGAGACAAUAAGAAAGGAAGAAUUGCCCCCAGACACAUCCUCCUGGCAGUGGCAAAUGAUGAGGAACUGAAUCAGUUGCUAAAAGGUGUGACGAUUGCAAGCGGAGGUGUUCUGCCCAGAAUUCAGCCAGAGCUUCUUGCCAAGAAACGGGGUGCCAAAGGCAAAUCUGAGACCAUCCUUUCGCCUACUCCUGAGAAGAAGGGAAGGAAAUCCAUGGUGAACAAAAAGAGUGGGAAGAAGGCAAAGUCUACCAAGGCCCGGACACCCAAAAAGAACAAACAAAAGGACAAUGAAAAAGAAGGAGCUUCAAAUUCAACAUCUGAAGAUGGACCUGGGGAAGGUUUCACUAUCUUGUCCUCCAAGAGUCUUGUGCCAGGACAAAAGCUUUCUCUGACACAGAGUGACAUCAGCCAUAUUGGCUCCAUGAAAGUAGAAGGCAUCGUUCACCCUACAACUGCUGAAAUAGACCUUAAGGAGGAAAUAGGCAAGGCAUUGGAAAAGGCUGGAGGGAAAGAGUUUUUAGAAACAGUGAAAGAGCUUCGCAAAUCUCAAGGACCUUUGGAAGUUGCUGAAGCUGCACUUACUCAGUCUAGCGGCCUAGCAGCGAAGUUUGUCAUCCACUGUCACAUCCCACAGUGGGGCUCAGACAAGUGUGAAGAGCAGCUUGAAGAGACUAUAAAGAACUGCUUAACAGCCGCAGAAGACAAGAAAUUGAAGUCCGUGGCUUUUCCCCCAUUUCCCAGUGGCAGAAACUGCUUCCCAAAACAGACGGCAGCCCAGGUCACUCUAAGAGCUAUUUCCACCCAUUUUGACGGCACCAGCUCUUCGUCCUUGAAGAACAUUUACUUUCUGCUCUUCGACAGUGAAAGUAUUGGCAUCUAUGUGCAAGAGAUGGCCAAGCUAGACACUAAGUAGCAAUGGCAGCCAAAUGAAACUUUAUUUUUCAACAAACUUGAGUAGCAUUAAAAACAUUAGAGGUGG
This is a messenger RNA of Falco peregrinus (peregrine falcon), 2080 nucleotides long. Its product is annotated as core histone macro-H2A.2. Gene Ontology annotation, molecular function: protein heterodimerization activity; DNA binding; structural constituent of chromatin. The transcript has 10 exons. The coding region runs from base 896 to 2014 and encodes 372 amino acids. Lineage: Eukaryota; Metazoa; Chordata; Aves; Falconiformes; Falconidae. Gene Ontology annotation, cellular component: nucleosome. The record is from RefSeq and is a predicted model, not a curated record. Gene Ontology annotation, biological process: nucleosome assembly.